Vanrija pseudolonga is the source of this 2140-nucleotide messenger RNA. RefSeq lists its product as uncharacterized. The record is from RefSeq and is a predicted model, not a curated record. The coding region runs from base 175 to 2064 and encodes 629 amino acids. The transcript has 4 exons. Lineage: Eukaryota; Fungi; Basidiomycota; Tremellomycetes; Trichosporonales; Trichosporonaceae.
GCCACACUCCUCACGUCAGCCACACGCGCACCACGCGGGUCCCAUCAAUUGACUGCGGCAUCGCGGCUCAUCGGCAAGCAACCAAGGCAGCAAUCGAUCGAGCGAGCCAGCGCUUAGUGGAUCCAAACAGGGCAUCACAUCACCGUCAAUCCUUCCACCUCCGCAUCCACCGCCAUGCUCCGCUACCUGUCGCCAUCGCGUGCGGGGCCGUCAUCCAGGCCUCGGAGCGACGACCCCCAGCUGAGGCUCGACGUUCCAAACUAUGGUGUUGUCUUCCUCCCCCAGCCCGAGCGGCCAGAGGAUGACGACCCGACGUCCGAAGAAGUCGGCGACAACAAGCCCCGCCAUGACCACAUGCUCCACGGCGAGCUCGAGGUGACGCUCAACGCGCCGAAGCGCGCCAAGUCGAUCCGCGUCGGGCUGCGCACGAAAAUCAAGCUCGACCUCGGGCCCGGCCGUCGCGCCGAAGAGACGGUGCUCUUCGAACGCAGCGUCGAGAUCGUCUCGUCCACCGCCGACGGUGUGUGGCUCGCAGCCGGGACACAACGAUUCGACUUUACUAUCAUCCUCCCGUCCAACCUCGCGCCGCACGACCAGCACUCGAACGGCAUCGUCUACCACGACCUGUAUGCCGAGGUGGAGGGUCUCCCCAGCCCCGAGGAGUGGAAGCCCCCCCGCUCGCAGGGGUCGUCGAGCUCGCUGUUCGGCCUGCGAGGCAAGCGCUCGCCGAGCGCAGCCAACUCCAAGUCGGUGUCGCGUGCCGUCUCGCCGAACAGGAAGGGAGGGAGGAACGCGUCGCGUCCGGCGUCCGGAGCAUCGACACCGUUGACACCUGGCGCGCCGGCGCACCCGGCGGCUCUGUCCGCCGCGCUGUCCAACCUUGCCGUCAGCGGCGGAGUAAACAGCGCACCAUCAAGCACAGGAGCCACGGGUGGCAGCGGCAGCGGGGGCACGGGCACCGGCGUGACGACACGUUCGAGGCCCAGUCCACCUCAUCUGAGCCGUACCCCGUCGCGGCUGGGUAGCCCGACUGAGCCGACGCAGUCUGCCGCUGCGGCACUCCUCGCGCCCACCCCGCCCCCGCGUCUCGACCGCGCCCCGAGCUACGACGACAGCCAGCGUCCCAAGGAGGCCGCGAACGGCGAGUGGCUCCAGGGCUCGUUCAAGACCAAGCGCAGUGUCAUGCUCAUCUACAACCCCAACCCUGGAGACGGGGCCAACGAGCUCCAUGACCGCGCGAGCGGCUACGUGCCGGGUCUCGGCGUCUGGGAGCUGGUGCUUGUGUCUGACGUGUGGACAAUCUGCGCGUUGCUACAGAUCAAGGUCAACCUCGCAUCCUUGAUGCCGUCGACGACAGUGUUCGCGGUCCGCGUUCUCCUCGCACAAACGCACUCGAUCACAUCACCGCGCGACCCAGACAGCCAGAAGCUGACGGGCACAAAGCACUUUGUCAUCCUUGAGCAAGGAAAGCGCCCGCCUGCGGGCCACCUCCACCCGGACAAGCACUACAUUGCGCUGUGGCGCGGGCCAGGCGCAGGCGGCAAGGACAAGGUGGACGGCGAGAGCGGUGGCAGUGUCACGAUCGACACCAAGGCGCGCCUGCCAAACGACAACGUCUCGCGUCCGUCGACGCUGCCCGGCGUAGUGACGCCUAUCAACGUCAGCCACGCGCUCGUGCUCGAGGUCUUCUUCUCCGUGUUCGGCGAGGACGACAAGGGGCAGCCGAUGAAGGUGCCCGGGCCCGGUGGACUCCGUAUGCUGCGUGUCUCGCGUCCCGUCGUGCUCCCAAGUUGCGCCCUCAUCCCAGAGGUCACCUCGCUGCCAACGUACGAGUCGAUCGCAAGCGACAAAUCGUACCUCGCGCCGUCGCGCGACGCGGCGCUGCCCUCGGGUGGGCCAGAAUGGCGCAUCUGCGCGUGCGGUCUCAAGCUUGAGGAGCUCGAGUCGCGUAUGCGCGAGGCGGCGCGUGACGAGCAGAGCCCAAGUUUGGCGGGGCUCGCAGCUGCGGCUGCCGCGGACGACAAGGCUGAGCGGGAGCGCGGGCGCGUGAGGGACCGCGCGUGAGAGAGAUGACGGGUGACGGGAUGCGACCGACGGACAUUGCCUAGAGCUUAGACUACAUGCACCACUUUUAAUUUCG